GAAUGCAAUGACUGUAACACCUAAUGUUGACAGGCAAGAUGGCGCUGACUUUGAGAAGUGGAUAUCUGGAGAUGCUGAGAACGUGUUGGAGAUUACAAGCACGUCAUGUGAAAAUUCCUGUUCUUAAUCAAAUGGGACUUCUGUAUCCUGCAAUAGCACGUCAUCGAAGUUCUCAGAGCAAAUUACCAUCAAGCAGUUAUGUACCACCGACGUCCUUAUCCAGACCACCGUGGCCAGAAGUGUCCUAUAUCAGCAGUGACGAAGAGGAGAGGCAGCACAAAGUGGUUCUAGAAAAUGUGAACACCCUUCUUGCAAAGGAAGACUAUGGAAGGCUUUUUGCAGUUGUCCAUUUUGCAAGUCGACAGUGGAAAGUGACAAAUGAAGACCUGAUCCUCAUUGAAAACCACAUUGAUGCUGAAUGUGGUGACAGGAUUAGACUUGAGAAGGUGCUGCUGGUUGGUGGAGAAGAGUUCACGCUGAUUGGGAGGCCCCUACUUGGUCGUAAUUUGGUCAGAGUAGAGGCAACUGUCAUUGAGAAGACUGAAUCCUGGCCCAAAGUUCACAUGCGGUUCUGGAAAAGACACAGAUACCAGAAGAAAAGAAUUAUUGUGCAACCACAAACAGUGCUUCGGAUCAACACAAUUGAAGUCGCUCCCAGAUUGACAUGAUGCUACAUGUUUUGAAUUGUAAAUAAACUUUUGGCUAAUGAAUGUGCCACUGAAAUUUGGAACACAUGCUCAGUUGAAAAUAUAAAUGGGAAAACAUAGUUAUGGACAACAUUUGGUGUCUUUCAAGGAAUCUUUGUAAAUGUGCCUUUUUAUGUAAUCAGAUGUGUUGUAUAAGUACAAUUUAAGCAAACUGUCAUAGGUCAAUUGUUUAUGAAUCUGUUAUGAAAUUGGUGAAAUCCAGGCCCAGUUUCUCACCUAUAUGACAAAUAGCCAUAGGACACCUAUGAUAUCAUGUUGCACAGUGGAGAAACCUAGCUUGAAGACAGCAAAGAAGGAUAACAUAAUAUAGUAAGUGAAAAUCUGGGACAUGGUGUAUUUUCACACUUGUUCCCUUUCAGCCAAGUUUUGUGAACUCAGUGUGGUUCGCUUAAUUUUUUUUGCAGUGUGAAUACCCCAAAAUAACUCAGAGAGGUGGUCUCAGUUCGGUUCCCUUUUUUAGGACAAUGUGAAAACAAAGCUCCCCAAGUUCGCUUGUCAUUAUUCGCGCACCACACACUAGACUACUGCAACACCGUUUCCCCUGCUAUAAACCCUCACGUUGGUGCCACAAAGAGAGAUGAUGCAGGUUCCAUGGAAGAAAAUGUGUGCUCAUUUUGGUUAUUGAUUAGUGAUUUGUCAACGAGUUUUAUUCAUUAUAAUCAAUAUUGUAAACAAGUAAUUACAAAAAAAUUGGAUCUAUUGGCUGAGAGCUUCAUAAGCUGUUUAUUGUUUGUGGAGUUUCAAUAGUGAGAAGACAAUAUAUUUGGUGAGAAUCGCAACAUAGGGUACACAAUUUAUUCUAGCUCUUAAAGGGGCAGUAGCCUACCUUGGGUGUACAAUUUUCAAUGACAGCAUUAUUUAUUCUGUAGUUGUACUAUUACUAUGUAUUCUGUUACCAAUCAAAUGUACAUGUUACUAGUAUCUUCCGAUUAUAAUUACUGUACUUUUUCACGA
Molecule: messenger RNA, 1661 nt
Organism: Oncorhynchus masou masou (cherry salmon)
Lineage: Eukaryota; Metazoa; Chordata; Actinopteri; Salmoniformes; Salmonidae
Gene: mrpl21
Product: mitochondrial ribosomal protein L21
Exons: 7
Coding region: 24-668 (214 amino acids)
Cellular component (GO): mitochondrial large ribosomal subunit; ribosome
Molecular function (GO): structural constituent of ribosome
Source: RefSeq, a predicted model, not a curated record